UGUAAAACAACUGGGGAGGACUUGAAGAACUGCUUUCUUCUUGUUUCGUACAGUAUUUCAGCUGGUUUGAUUUUUUUUUUUUUUUCCAGUGUUAAAAAUGACAUACACAGUUGUCUCUUACAUCAUCUUAGUUGGUUUUCUCAUGACAUCUGUCAGUGCAAGUGAAUUGAAUGACACUGGCGAAUUUGAAAACUCCAACCUUACAACCCCCAUCACCUCUGACGAAAGCAUCUACGACACUGAAAAUGCCACAAUGAGCACAAUUACCCACGGCACUGUAAAUCAAACAGAUAUCACCCAAACAUCUGCCUCAACACCUCAAGAACAUCCACCACCUGCAACACCAACUGCACCUCGAAUACUAUCUAGUCAUCAGCCAACGCUCACACCCACCAAGCCAGUAACCAAGACAAGAGGAGGUUUCCAGGGCACAUUAACGACCACUCCCAAGCCAAGUGACGGAAACGAGAGUGUUGGCAUUAUCAUCUUAGUAGUUAUCAUCGUCAUUGCUCUCCUGACUGGAUUUGUCUGCUUUGUGACCCGCAGAAGGGCAAGACGCUACUCAGUGGACUUGAGUUCUAGGCCUGAUGAAGCCCAGAUCCCUUUGAGCACUGUGGAACCGGAGGGACCUGUUGAAACAGCCACGGCCAAUGGACUGCAGUUUGAUGGUACAGAAAACAGUACACAAGAAGCUGAAGAGCCUGAAGUGAAGACCAAAGAACAAGUGGAACAGAAAGAAAAAGUGACUCUUGAAGCAAGCGCCGAAUGUGCAGCUCCAACAGUCGACAACCCUGACGAGCAGCCCAAGCAGGACACCUCAGAGCCGAGCCCCUCUGCACCCACGGAGCCCAGCCCUGAGGAGAAAACCGAUGAUGAAGGAGGAGAGGGUGCCGCCUCCAACAAGACCUCUGUGGAAUCCCUGAAGGAGAGCAAUGAAGCAAAUGAGAACAACAGCAACAGCAGCCUCCUGCCUCAGAGGGGAGCCAGAGAAGGUGAAGCUUUUUGUGAUGUGUCCCUUGACAAUAUGGUGUGAAAUCCGAUGGGUGAAGGGGAAUGAGGUGAGGUGGUGGACAAGGACACUUCUGUUCUGCUUUGAAGACGAUGGAUGUAUAUUCAGCUACUGAUGCA
Messenger RNA from Periophthalmus magnuspinnatus, 1128 nucleotides. Its product is annotated as podocalyxin. The coding region runs from base 98 to 1033 and encodes 311 amino acids. The record is from RefSeq and is a predicted model, not a curated record. The transcript has 10 exons. NCBI's taxonomy places the organism in Eukaryota, Metazoa, Chordata, Actinopteri, Gobiiformes, Gobiidae.